CUCAUUGCAGGAAACUCCCACAGAGUUCUUGACAGUGUUCAAGAGGAGCUGGUUGACAAGAAGGAAGAAAUGUGGCAGACAGUUGGAUGGACAAUGGAAAAGCAGUCUCUAUCAUUUAAGGCAGACUUGUUGAUGAUAUGAAUACAUACAGUUCAGCACAUUUCCUGAGACCAGCUCAGAAAAACACAGGCUUGUACAGCCCUCUCUGUCCCCAGGAAUGAUGCUUCUCUUCCGGGUUGUGCUUUGGUCAGCGCUCCCUCUUCUGGCUCUUUCCUCUGCUCUGGAACAUUGUCUCCUCCAUGAGAGCAGCAGCUCACAGAACGUGUCUUCAUUGCUGGAAUCCUUACAGUGCCAUAAUGACUACAUGUCCCAAGUCCACUGCAAAUGGAGGAAACACAGAGACACGCCGCUGCAGCUUUGGUCCACCUUUUCAUCCAACAGGGUGUUGUGUGUGCCAUACAAUCCACCAAAGCAAGAUGAGCACGGGACUGUCCACUGCAAAUAUGAUGCUCGUGCAUUUUCCAUUGGCAUCAAACACACAGUCUUCUUCCUCAAGAACAAGUCACUGACUGUUUGCUCAUCUGUCCAGAACAAGCCUCUGGAUCUGUCUCAGCUCUUGAGAGCACGCAUACCAGUGGACCUAUCCACACAUGAUGCAGGUGAUGGAGGCCGACGGCUCAGCUGGUCCAGCCCCUACCCCUCUUCCUCUUCCCUGAACAAAAACCUUACGUAUCAGCUCAGCUACAGAACAGUAAAACAGGACAAUUGGACUACUAAGGAAGUCACAAACACCAGUGUGAAUCUUGAGAAACAAUUGUUGCAUCCGGGUCACCGGUAUGAAGCUAGGGUGAGGGCCCGGGCCAGUGUGGGCCAGUGGAGUGACUGGAGUCCUGUGGUGACCUGGAAGACUGAGGAGGGAAAAGUCUGGAGCUUACUAGCUGUCUCUUUCUCUAUCGCUUUCUCUCUGGCCCUAGACACCGGACAGUCUCCCAGUUUGCAUUGUGUGCUGGAUGGAGAGAAGGAGGUGAUGUGCAGCUGGGAGGUGAGCAGAGAGCUGUCUCACUUCAUUACCUACCAGCUGGACUGUCGACACAGCCAGACUGCACUGUCUGAGAGUUGCUGCAUGAACCCAACAGUAAGUCGCGACCCCAGCGGGAUGGUGCUGAAGUACAGCUGCUCUCUGAUUGUCGCAGACCCCGCACAUCUGCUGCUCAAGCUCCAACCAAAGCAAAAUGCCAAGACUUUUAGGGUCCACCAACACAUCCGUCCCAACCCACCACAGCAAGUAAGAGUGAAGGAGAAAGACCUCGAUUGGAUUGUGGAAUGGACUGCACCAAAUAAAUCUUCGAAAAUUUCACUGUAUUAUGAGGUCUGCUAUUACAGGACACAGGAUCAGGGAUGUUCUACCCUGCUGAACUCUUCAGAGUUGUUCAUGUCCCUGCCAGCUCUGGUCCCAUCUCAGCACUACCAGGUCAAAGUGAGGUCACUGGUCAUCCCCGGGAAAGGCAUCAAGUACGAGGGAAUCCCCUCUGAAUGGACUGAUCCUGUGGACUGGACCUCGCAUGCAGCCACCUGGUCACUCACCACCUUGAUAUAUGUUCUGAUCAGUGUGUUUGUGGCCACAGUCUUCUUCACACUCUACUGCACCAUUCCAGCUUGUAAAAGAAAGGUGGUCCUUUGGGUGGACUCAGUUCCCUCUCCGGGCAAAAGCAAAAUCCUGUCUGAGAUACAGUCCGCAGCCAGUUGGACCUUUAUUCAGAGCGAGGACGCUUCCAUCUGCGAAGUGCAACACUUCGACACCAUAUCUACAUGCUCCUCACAUGCGUCGCUGUGGCCAAUCACAGAUGCUGAUGAAAAUCAUUUGGAGCUGGACGAGGGCUUCUGGAACACUGAUAACUUUCCCAUCCCUACUGAGAAGGUCAACAGCUCUGACACAUCCUCCAUGAGCUUCAGUGGGCCAUACAUAUUCUGUCAGACAUCACAGCCCAACUGUAAGCCAGUGGAUGUCAAGUGUGACGAGAAAGAGAACAAAAACAAAACCUUAUCAGAUGGCUCUCCUCCCCCUGUGAAUUUUGCCCUUUUCGGAGAGGGUUAUGUGUGUCUACCCAACAGCACCAUCUCUAGGUCCACACAGGAUCUCGUAUCUCACAGCGAUGCCAGCACAAACACACACAGGCACAACAGCCUGGAGCAGGAUCAACAGUGUUCGGACUCCAUGCUGCACCCUGAUAAGACAGACUUCCAGCCCAUCCACAGCGAAGCCACCAGCAUGGACCAGCCUCCGCCUUACACCUCUUCACCUUUCACCCCCUGGCCUCAGGGUGGGACCAUGCAUGCCUCGGGGUACUGCCACCUCCCACAGCCCUAAUCAGAGUUGGUUACCAGGGUCAUACGAGAGAGGAGCACAUCAAAACAGGAUCUGUAAGGCUUUUUCAGGAGAUAUGAAAGUUAAUCAAGCAGUGAUUAUUUUUUUGUGUUUUCAUAAGCUUUCCAUUUUAUUUCAAACUACUUAUCCUUCCAUGUAGAAAAAAACAAAUAUAUGUAUUAAUUAUUAGGUCAAUACACAUUAGAAGGUGUUUUAGGUGUUUUUUUUGUUGUUGUUGUUGUUGUUGUUUUUUUUAGAAGAACCUUUUUACUUCUUUUAUUGUUAUCUGACCUGAGAUCAGGUUGAGAGGUCUGACCAAUGGAGGGCAAUAGUGAGCUGAGCCUGUGAGUGCAAUGAAGUGGCGGGUGACUGCAGUAUGGUACACAAAAUGAUUCUUUUCUUUGCUAAAAAAAAGAAUGAAAUUACUUCCUAACAUAUACUAGAUCAGGAUGAAAUAACAGGAUCACCUUAUAUGUUCAUAUAAUCCAUUAGAAUAGCAAUUAAGUUGUCAAUGAAGCUCAAAGUGUGUCAUUUUCAUUGAGAUAUUCCAUUCCAUUUUCACAGGAAGUUAUGGUCAUUUUACUGACUUUGUACGAAUUCUCAUGCAAUGUGAAAUGUACGGGACCUAACCACAGAUGCUUAAGAAUUGUGUUGAAAUGUACCCUUUUUUUUUAUUACUUCCUCAAAUUUCGUGUUUCUGUCACAGCUGAGAUAAGAAGUUGAAUUAUGUAAACUGCUAUUCAUAGGAAAAGUGUGUACAUCUGCUGACUUCCGCCAUCACUGCAGUCAAAAUGCGUGUUUGCACAAAGGUGUGUGAGUUGGGACCUUGUUGUCAUUGUUGCAGCCUAUGUAUUGUUGAGUACGCUGAACUUUAUGUUAAUCUACAUUGCAAUGAAAAUAUGUUAAAGCUACCUUUAAGAUAUAAAACUUGCCCUCAAGUAUGUUACUUAUAGACCUAUUUGAUGUCAGUAAAAAUGCAAGUUUGCACUAUGUUUACUGCACUUCUAUACUGUGAUAGGGAAUCACGAUUUUUGUGUAUGUUUUAUGAAUGGAUUAUACACAUGUUCUCACCCCAAACACAUAUGCAAACAUAAAUUACAUUUGGUGUCACUGUGUAAUUCACUGGGUAGCCCUCAAGUGUAAUUCUUUCGUAGUGUGCCUUGCACAUUUAAAAGUGAUACCAAAUGGUCCUGAACUAGCAUUCAUAUGUGACAAGCUGGGAGUGCGAACAUGUAGGGAACAUGGGCAAAGAAGAAAAAAGAGUUUGGCUGUCAAACUAUGUAACAGAUGUUAUAAUAUAAGGGUUAUAAUGCCUUAAUGAUGUGCUUUUUAGGCUAUUUAAUUUAUCCAAAAGAUAGAAUCUACAUAUUACCAAAAAAGUAAAUCCUGCACUGUGGAUAAUUGCACUGUGAGAAAAUAAACUUUUUAUAUUUAA
Molecule: messenger RNA, 3800 nt
Organism: Lates calcarifer (barramundi perch)
Lineage: Eukaryota; Metazoa; Chordata; Actinopteri; Centropomidae
Gene: csf2rb
Product: colony stimulating factor 2 receptor subunit beta
Exons: 15
Coding region: 218-2368 (716 amino acids)
Biological process (GO): cytokine-mediated signaling pathway; immunoglobulin mediated immune response
Cellular component (GO): external side of plasma membrane
Molecular function (GO): protein binding; cytokine receptor activity
Source: RefSeq, a predicted model, not a curated record